Molecule: messenger RNA, 3428 nt
Organism: Astrephomene gubernaculifera
Lineage: Eukaryota; Viridiplantae; Chlorophyta; Chlorophyceae; Chlamydomonadales; Astrephomenaceae
Source: the annotation of a GenBank genome assembly
CCACCUUAUACUUCCCCCUAUUUCCUAACUAUAAAUACUUAAGGUGACCAGUAACCAAACCUUUGCCUUGGCGUGAUAAUUAAACCGUAUCAUCCUGGUCCUCCAACAAGGCAACAACGUCUCGGUUACCUUUAACUCCUCACAGCUCUACAUCUGAGCCUUAACACUAAACAAGGAUGGGGUGUGGAGCUAGCAAAGCGGAUCAACCGAGCAAGCCGGAGUUAGGCUCCAGCGUGCAGGAGUCACCACAGGACUUCGCCCUCCCACCUGUCAAGGGCAGCCUACCUGAUGACGCACAGAUAGUAUUUGUGCUCGGGGGCCCCGGCAGCGGCAAAGGCACGCAGUGUGAUAAGAUUAAGGAGCAAUAUGAUUGCGUCCACCUCAGCGCUGGCGACCUGCUGCGAGCCGAGGUUAAGAGCGGCAGCGAUGUUGGUCAGAAAUGCGAAGCGCUUAUGCGCGACGGCAAGCUGGUGCCUGUCGCGGUGACGCUGCAUUUGCUAACGAAGGCUAUGAUUGAGAGCGGUGGCAGGUUCUUCCUCAUCGACGGCUUCCCGCGUGCGCUGGAUCAGGCGGAGGCGUUUGAAAAGGCGAUCAAACCUUGUAAGGCGGUUCUCUUCUUUGACUGCCCGGAGGAGGAGAUGGAGAAGCGCCUGCUAAAGCGUGGCGAGACCAGCGGCCGCAGCGACGACAAUGCUGACACCAUCCGUAAGCGCUUCAAGACUUUCGUUGAGCAGUCGCUGCCCGUCAAAACCCACUACAUGUCGCAGAAUAAGUGCUACGUGAUCAGCGCCGUGCCGCCGCCCGAUGAGGUUUACGAGGCGGUCAAGUGGGCGCUUGGAGAAAUCGGCGCACCUAAGAAGGCGGGCUCCUCAGCAAAAACAGAAGCGCCGGCGCCAGUUGAUGCUCCGGCGGCAGCUCAGCCAACAGCGGUUGGGCCAGCAGCAGUUGAGCCUGCUGCGGUCGAGCCAGCGGCAGCUGAGCCGGCGGCAGUUGAGCCAACAGCGGCAGAGCCAGCAGUGGAAGCGGAGCCUAUUGCGGUCGAGCCUAAAGCGGCGCCAGAGCCAACUGCAGCCGCUGACACUGCGACGGCACCUGCAGUGGCCCAAGAGGUAUUCGCGCUUCCCGAGGUGCCCGGCAGCCUACCCGAGGAUACCCAGAUCGUCUUCGUGCUCGGUGGCCCCGGCAGCGGCAAGGGCACCCAGUGCGAUCAGAUCAAGGAGGAGUACGAGUGCGUUCACCUCAGCGCUGGCGACCUGCUGCGUGCGGAGGUCAAGAGUGGCAGUGAGGUCGGCCAGAAGUGCGAGGCGCUCAUGCGCGACGGCAAGCUGGUGCCCGUGGCUGUGACGCUUAACCUGCUGAAGAAGGCCAUGAUCGAGAGCGGUGGCAGGUUCUUCCUUAUCGACGGCUUCCCUCGCGCUCUGGACCAGGCAGCGCAGUUCGAGGGCGCCAUCAUGCCAUGCAAGGCGGUUCUCUUCUUCGACUGCCCGGAGGAGGAGAUGGAGAAGCGCCUGCUGAAGCGCGGGGAGACCAGCGGCCGCAGCGAUGACAACGCUGAAACCAUUCGCAAGCGCUUCAGGACAUUCCUGGAGCAAUCGCUGCCGGUAAAGGAUCACUACAUCGCCCAGAACAAGUGCGCGGUCAUCAGCGCCGUGCCGCCUCCCAAGGAGGUCUACCAAGUGGUGAAGGGAGUACUGGACAGCUUGGGCGCACCCAAGAAGCCGGAGGUAUUCGCGCUCCCGGAGGUGCCCGGCAGCCUACCCGAGGAUACCCAGAUCGUCUUCGUGCUGGGUGGCCCCGGCAGCGGCAAGGGCACCCAGUGCGACAAGAUGAAGGAGGAGUACGAGUGUGUUCACCUCAGCGCUGGCGACCUGCUGCGUGCGGAGGUCAAGAGCGGCAGCGAGGUCGGCCAGAAGUGCGAGGCGCUCAUGCGCGACGGCAAGCUGGUGCCCGUGGCCGUGACGCUCAACCUCCUCAAGCAAGCCAUGAUCGAGAGCGGCGGCAGGUUCUUCCUUAUCGACGGCUUCCCUCGCGCUCUGGACCAGGCAGCGCAGUUCGAGGGCGCCAUCAUGCCAUGCAAGGCGGUUCUCUUCUUCGACUGCCCGGAGGAGGAGAUGGAGAAGCGCCUGCUGAAGCGCGGGGAGACCAGCGGCCGCAGCGAUGACAACGCUGAAACCAUCCGCAAGCGCUUUAGGACAUUCCUGGAGCAAUCGCUGCCGGUAAAGGAUCACUACAUCGCCCAGAACAAGUGCGCGGUCAUCAGCGCCGUGCCGCCUCCCAAGGAGGUCUACCAAGUGGUGAAGGGAGUGCUGGACAGCUUGGGCGCACCCAAGAAGCCGGAGGUGAUUGCGCUUCCUGAGGUGCCCGGCAGCCUGCCGGACGAUACCCAGAUCGUCUUCGUGCUGGGUGGCCCCGGCAGCGGCAAGGGCACCCAGUGCGACAAGAUGAAGGAGGAGUACGAGUGCGUCCACCUCAGCGCUGGGGACCUGCUGCGUGCGGAGGUCAAGAGCGGCAGCGAGGUCGGCCAGAAGUGCGAGGCGCUCAUGCGCGAGGGCAAGCUGGUGCCCGUCGCCGUGACGCUCAACCUGCUGAAGAAGGCCAUGAUCGAGAGCGGCGGUAGCUUUUUCCUCAUCGACGGCUUCCCUCGUGCGCUGGAUCAGGCAGCGCAGUUCGAGGGCGCCAUCAUGCCGUGCAAGAUGGUUCUCUUCUUCGACUGCCCGGAGGAGGAGAUGGAGAAGCGCCUGCUGAAGCGUGGCGAGACCAGCGGCCGCAGCGACGACAACGCUGAAACCAUCCGCAAGCGCUUCAGGACAUUCCUGGAGCAGUCGCUGCCGGUAAAGGACCACUACAUUGAGCGGAACAAGUGCGCGGUCAUCAGCGCCGUGCCCACACCUGACGAGGUGUACGAGACGGUUAAGUCAGUGCUUGACAGCAUAAGCGCGCCAAAGAAGUGAACGGGCCGAGUACAAAGAGAUGCUUGAAACAGUCUAUUUGGGUGCGCCAGCGGAGCUUCCACUGCAGGGGUGCGUCCGUGUUCACAAGUGCAUACGCCACCCCGACGGCGUAUAUAUGUCUCCGGAUACAUGUUUCUUCUUGGGUACAAAGCGGCGGGUGUCGCUGAGUGCAUUAGUGUGAGCAGCUGGAAUACGUGCUGUACGAUGUAGGGCAAAUGCGAGGGUCGGAAUGCGAACGCGUGGGUUACAAAAGCUCUGCUCUUAUUUGCAUGGCCUUCGUGAUUAAGGCGGACUGUGACUAUGUGAUACCUGCAUGUUGCAUGCAAUCGUGAACCAAACCCCACAUACUUCAAGCAUAGGGCAUGCAGAGCUCAAGUAUGUAGCUGUAACAGAUGUACUACUUCCCCCAACCAAAGUGCCAAUUGCAAUUCCUGCCCCAACUCCGACGAAUGCCGCCGUACACUAAACUAGAAUGCC